This is a messenger RNA of Chrysoperla carnea, 6137 nucleotides long. RefSeq names its product mitogen-activated protein kinase kinase kinase 15 (gene Ask1). The transcript is spliced from 18 exons. The record is from RefSeq and is a predicted model, not a curated record. Gene Ontology annotation, biological process: protein phosphorylation; MAPK cascade. Bases 52 to 4440 code for a protein of 1462 amino acids. Gene Ontology annotation, molecular function: protein binding; ATP binding; protein kinase activity. Lineage: Eukaryota; Metazoa; Arthropoda; Insecta; Neuroptera; Chrysopidae.
UAAUUUCAUUUAAUUUUUUGUUGUUGUAUUUUUAAUAUAUAAUUUAUUAAAAUGACAUCUUUACAACCUUUAAAUGAGUUAGAUAACUCUGCAAUAAGCGAAUGUCGCAGUAUUACAGAUAGUGUAGGAAGUCAUAGUGAUGUUUCAGGAAAUUUAUUAUUGGGAAAUGGUCCCGUGCCAGGAGGUCAAUGCUUUAAAGGUACAUCACGUAUGGAUGUUGUAUGUGUAUUGGAUAUUAGCCAUGGAAGUGGUCAAGAAGAACGUAAAAAAGCUCUUGCUGAUGUUAAGCAAGCGUGUAGUUUGGUUGAAGCUGAACUUCAUCAUAUUAUUUUUGAAAAAUUGGAUUUUGGCGAAACAAAUAUACUGGAGAUAUUUUACAAUGCAGAUUGUGCCAUUGUUGAUUUAUCAUUGCAAUUGCAACAGAGUUCGUUAUUUUAUCAUUUAGGGGUUCGCGACAGUUUUGGUAUGCGACAAAAUAUUCUGCUUUUUCAUGAUAGUGAUCCAGAAGCAACAUUGAGAUUAAAGCUAUCUUGCGGCAGUUACCAAUUAGUUCCUUAUAAAGUAAUGAGUAGUGGAAUAUGUGUAGGAAGUGAUCAACCCGCUUUCAAUGAAGGCUCUCCGGAAGUUCGAUUAUCAACUUUUUUACGAGGUUUAUUAUUGGACGUGGAAAUAGAAACAAAAGCUCAUAUGAAAGAGAAAUUUCUCGCAGAUUUACGUAAAGCACGCGAAAUGCAUACAGGUGAUGAUUUAGCAAAAGCUUUACAUAAUAUGCGAAAACGUUUAGAUGAUCCAAAUGUUUUAUCCGGUGAUGUUAUCUACAAUAUGUUAAUUUCAUUUCGAGAAAUUCAAGAUUACGAUGCCAUGGUUCAAUUAGUCGACGAUUUACGUGCAAUACCAACGAAAAGUAAAGUGAAAUUACCACCAAUAUCAUAUUUAUAUGCAUUCGCUUUGAACAGACGAAAUAAGGAAGGAGACCGUGAAAAAGCAUUACGAGUUUGUGAACGUGCCUUAGAGAAAAAAGAAAAUCAUUAUCCAGAUAUGUUAUGCCUAUGUGGACGAAUUUAUAAAGAUAAAUUUGUUGAAUCUGGUCACACAGAUAAAGAAAGUUUAAUGUCGUCAAUUCAUUGGUAUCGUAAAGGAUUUGAAAUUCAACCUAAUGAAUUUGCUGGUAUUAAUUUGGCUACUUUAUUGGUAAUUGCUGGAAAUGAAUUCAGUAAAUCGGAGGAACUUCAACAUAUCGGAAUGGUAUUAAAUAAUUUAAUUGGUAAAAAAGGGAGUCUCUCAUCAUUAACAGAAUAUUGGGAUGUGGCGACAUUUUUCGAAAUAUCUGUUUUAGCAAAUGAUCACGCUAAAGCAAUACAAGCAGCAGAAUGUAUGUUCAAAUUAAAACCACCAAAUUGGUAUCUAAAAUCAACAAUUGGCAAUAUUACAUUAAUUGAUCGAUUUCGUAAGAAACCAGAAGGUGUUGAACCAAGCCCAGAAGAACAAAUAUUUCAAUUUUGGUUGGAUUUUUUUGUAGAAGCUAUUAAGACUGAACCCGGUGAUAUUAUACGUUUUCCAAUUUUAGUUUUGGAACCAACAAAAAUUUAUUUACCCAGUUAUGUAAAUGUAAAUUUAGGUGCUGAAGAGAAAUCAAUACAAAUGUUAAAUUUAUGCCUAGAUUCGAUGCGUGGAACAUGUCGACAAGUACACGAUUGGUUAUUUACGGCAAAUUUAAUUCGUAGCGUUAGUUUAUAUAAGCGUGAUGAACGUUGUUUAUUUCUGUACGUACAUCAGAAUUCGGAUGAUUUUCAAAUGUUUUUUCCCUCAAUGCAAUGUCGACAACGGUUUUAUGAUUUAAUUAUUGAAAUGACUGCCGAUCAAGAGGGUAUGGUUACACAUCUUGAUUCUGAUUUGGAAGCCGAUCAAAUGAAGUAUGAAUACGAGUUAGACGAUCAAAAUAAACGAAUAAUCUUAGGCAAAGGCACAUACGGCAUCGUAUACGCUGCCAGAGACCUAAACACACAAGUGCGUAUUGCUGUAAAAGAAAUACCAGAAAAGAAUCUUGGUGAUGUGCAACCAUUACACGAGGAAAUAAAAUUACAUUCACAAUUACGGCAUCGUAAUAUAGUACAAUAUUUAGGUUCAGCAUCUGAAGAUAAUUUCUUUAAAAUAUUUAUGGAACAAGUACCUGGUGGCAGUUUAUCUGCAUUGCUACGAUCAAAGUGGGGGCCGCUCAAGGAGAACGAAUCUACUAUUAGCUAUUAUACAAAACAAAUUUUAGAGGGUUUAAAAUAUUUACACGAUCAAAAAAUUGUUCAUAGAGAUAUUAAGGGCGAUAAUGUUCUUGUUAAUACGUACAGUGGCGUUGUUAAAAUCUCAGAUUUUGGCACAUCUAAACGAUUGGCUGGUUUAUGUCCAAGUGCUGAAACAUUUGCUGGCACCUUACAGUACAUGGCUCCAGAAGUUAUCGAUAAAGGACAGCGUGGCUACGGUGCACCAGCUGAUAUUUGGUCAUUGGGUUGUACAAUUGUUGAAAUGGCAACCGGAAAACCACCUUUCAUAGAACUUGGAUCACCUCAAGCAGCUAUGUUCAAAGUUGGUUAUUAUAAAACACAUCCAGAAAUACCCGAUGAACUUUCAGAUCGUGCAAAAAACUUUAUACUACGAUGUUUUGAACCCGAUGCAGAUAGACGAGCGACUGCGUCAGAAUUAUUAGAGGAUGUUUUUCUUUCGGAAAAAUCACGUUUACUCAACAGAAAGAAAAGAGUUGGAAAAUUAGCAGCUCCAGUUGAUAUUUUUGCCCGAAGUAUAUCAGUACCUGCAAAUCGAAUGAAUCGUGACACAAAUCAAUCGAACAGUGCUGGCAGUACCGACUCAAAGAAUACUCCAACUUCACCAGAAAUUGAUCUUGCAUCAACACCUUCCAUAGACUUAGAGACUGAAACUGAAUCUCAACCGAUUACUAGACGUAAUUCAUCAGGUGUUUUACUCUCACCGGAAAUUGAAAUUGGAUCUGCUGGUAGUCAAGUGAAAACGGAAACAGAACAAGAUGGAUUCUAUCUAUUAAAGAAAGAUUCACAACGGCGUACAACUUUAAGUCGAGUAUUAACGCAAGACGAAAAGAAAAUAUGCCAAAUUUGGAUGGAGAGUAUUAAGAAAUUAGGCGAUACUGUGUUAACCAUGAGCCAUUUGGAAUCAUUAAUGCGUGGAAUGCGAGAUUACAUCAUUGAUCCAAGUAGUGGUGUUCGUUCUAUUGAAACAGCAUUAAAUGGUUUAAAAGAUGCACUAGAUUGGGAUGCAACAGCUAUCAAUCAACUACAUUUAGCUGUGUACGCAUUUAAAGAGGCUGUUAAUGAUGUACUACGGAAUCAUUCUAUAAAACCACAUUGGAUGUUCGCUUUGGAUAAUUUAGUGCGGAAUGCUGUUCAAGCUGCCAUCACUGUUUUAUCGCCAGAACUUGGUGCUAAUCUAUUGGGUCAAGAAACAAGUAAUGUUCCAUGUAAAAAUGGUUCAACAACAGAUCAUCGUAGUGGCAAUUGUUCCGGUGUAUCUGGUGAAAAUGAAGUAGAUGGUACAACUUCAGUAUCGGCGAGUACCGUUAAUUCUGUCAAAUCACAUAAAACUUUAUCAGCGCUGAAAUUACGGCAAGAUUAUAAUGAACAAAUAUCGAUUUUACAAGCUGAUAACUCUAAAUUAUUACAAGAACUCCUAGAAUCUCAAAGAUCAUACCAAACCUUACUACGUCAAAUACUCGAUGAACAUCGUGUACAAACGAAUGCACUUCGAGAACUCUGCCAACAGUUCACUAGUUCAAUAUCAACAUUAUCAACACUAUCUUCUAGUCGGGCAAUUUCACCAUUUAAUAACAAUAACAAUAACAUCAUAAAUCACCAUACAAAUUCACCAUCGAUCAUCACCAGUGAUUAUGGUGGAUCAACCACCAGCGGUGGUUUCAUGAAAAGUAAUCAUUCAUCGAAUGAGAACGUGGUAUCGGUACCACAAUCUACAUCACCACAACAAGCACCGAAUGUACCAGAAAUGGUGGUACCGGCAGCUUCAACACCUUUAUCGCCUUUCUUCACGUCAGUGCCUACACCACCACCAAGAAAUGUGAUACCAAGCGUAACUGUUGAUCCGCGUUUAAUGCAAUGGUUACAAGGUUUAGGGUUAGAUGUGAAUUCAAUUAAUAAAAUAUUAGAUGAACAGUAUUGUUUGGAGGAUUUAUUGUAUUACGUAUCCAGAGGUGAUAUACGACGGAUUAAUUUACGGGGUGGAGUCGAAUUAAAAUUAUGGCGUGCAAUAUUACAAUUACGCCGUGAUAAUCGACAACAGACACCAGUUGAAAAUGAUACAAACGAAUAUUAUCGAUACAACAAUAAUACACAAAUCCAUCAGCAUCAUUGUAAAUGUGUAAACGGUAAUACGUCACAACCUCAUAACAAUAAUAACGAUAUAUGAUCAUUAACGAUAAUCGAUCAACACAUAUUUUGUAUAUUUUUCUUCAUAUUUUGUGCUUAUAUCUACCAAAAAUGGUGGUAACCAAAGAGAAUAGAAUUGAGCGGAGAGUUCCUAUUAUAGUAACAAUAUUUUAGUGCCAUCUAGUAGAUCAAAUCCAAUUUACUAUUACAUCGCAAAGAGAUUAACAGCUUUAACGCUUUGAUAAGGUGAGAGCGAAGAUCCUACGGAGGUUCACAUAAAAUCCUUACAACUUUCACUUGGCCGAAAAACUAUAUGAAGAUCUGCAUAUAAAAAGUGUCUACGGAAAGCCGAAAAUUGAUGGCGCUGCUUUGGCAAAAGUGUAAGUUUUAAAAGAAAGUAAAAAGAGAAAGACAAACAGCUAAACAAGGUGUUAAGAGGAGGAUAGAGGAGUUCACAUCAAACAACUUUUGCUACGAACUUUUGCAGCGUUAUAUGACACACCUGUCUCAAAUUCUAUUCUUUUUGGUGAUAAAAUAACAGAAAAUAUGAAUUAUCGAUCAAAAAGCAAUUCGAAUAUAUACAUUUUUGCCUAAAUAUAACGCAAUACAAUUUUUAGUGCCUUUUAAUUUCGAAAUAAAAAAUACUGUAAUAUUUUGUAAAUAAUCUCGUUUAAGAAAAAAAAAACUCACAAGUCUAACUCAUAAAACUCAAAUAUUUAUCUAAAUUUAAAAAACAGUAAGUAAGCAUCACUUAAGAAAUCCAAAUAUUGAUUUCGAUUUGGAAAAAGUUUUGUUAAGCAUACUGCAUCACAUUUUACAAAAGCCAUAUAAACAUACGGGAGUUUUCCAAAAAUUCUUUACCAAAUAAAGUUGAUAAAUGGUUCCAAAACAUUUCAUUUCAAGGUUAAUGUGGACUUAAAGGUUUAUUGUUUUCUUAAAAUUUGUAUUAAUGAAAACCGGAAAAGUUAAAAUCGAGGCUUUGACAGGCGUAUUAGUUCCUAUUUUUCUGAAUAUAAAAUACUCCUUAUAUUGGCUAUCAUUUCGCUAGGUUUUAGAGAAGCGAGAUGUUUUAGAUUUAAAGUCUUCCAUAGAAAUAGUUUUGGAACUCUAAGAAAACACGAUUUUGACUUGGCAGAGGUACCAAAAUUCCAGAAAUUAUUAACUCCAUCUGCAAAUAUGUUACUUAAAGAAGCGUCAUUGACAGAUGCUCGAAAUCAUUCUAAGUUUGAGGCAAAAGAGGCAUUUUUCCCGAACCCUUGUCGUAUUUUUCUUGUUCCUUUUUUGUUCCUACGAAGGGAUUAUUAGUUUAAAACAGACUCAUUAAUUUUCAAGUUUGGCAGAUGGGACCUGAGUUUGUCACCCUUGACUAUUGGCAGAUUGUUCGAUUCUUAAACAAACUGCAAUUUAAAUCAUCGUCGUCAAGUUUCAAAUGACAGCUAAAAAUACACAAAUAAACAAAUAAAAGUAGACAAAGAUGCCGAAAUAGGAAAUCAUUCUCAAUGCUUUUGGAAAAUUCCUUUUUUUUCUUGUAAACCAUUAAUUUUAAGGUAUAUACCAUUUGUUUCCUUUAAUUGAAAAUAAAUUAAAAUCGCGCCAUAAUCGAAUAACGUCACAAUAAUGUUUUAGUCCUUAAAUAAUAAAAGAAAGCUUUAAAUAAAAAACAAAAUUAAAAAUACUAUAUUUUUGCUUACAAAAAGAUAAUAGUUUAUACUCCGGUUAUUUUUCGUUUUUUUUUUU